CUUACAACUAUUAUGACAGUGUCGAAAGAUAAUGUUGCCCGUGUGGGAGAAAAAGCGGCAAAAGAUGGAUUUCCGAGGAUCGUUAUUAUCAUUAUACUCGCUGAAUUCUGCGAACGGUUCUCUUAUUCAGGAAUGAAAGCGUUCCUUACGCUAUAUUUAAGAAGUAAGUUGGACUAUUCAGACGAAAGAGCCACAGAAAUCUAUCAUGUCUUCAGCACCUUUGUUUAUUUGUUUCCAAUUCUUGGUGGAAUUCUGGCUGAUAACUACCUCGGCAAAUUUAAGACCAUUUUAUACAUGAUGUUUAUAUAUGCUGCGGGAAAUUUAUUGGUGGCUGUGACUGCUAUUCCUUUUUUGGAGAUACCGAAAAGGCUCUACACUGUUAUUGGGCUUUUCCUCAUAACAUUGGGUACAGGCGGUAUUAAGCCCUGCGUCACUGCCUUUGGAGGUGACCAGUUCAUCCUACCGGAUCAGGAGAAACAACUGGCUCUGUACUUUAGUAUAUUAUAUUUCAAUCUUUGCACUGGAAGUUUGAUCGCUAAGACAGUGUCACCGAUAUUAAGAUCUGAAAUUCAUUGCUUCGGCGAUAAAGAUUGUUAUUCGUUAGCCUUCGGAGCUCCGGGGCUAGUCGUAUUUAUUUCGAUUGUUAUAUUCGUCAGUGCAAGGAAAAGUUACGUUAUGAAGACACCGGAAGGUGACAUGGUAAUCCGAUUCUUGAAGUGUAUUUCAUUGGGGGUUAAGAAUAAAAUAUUUGGUGGGAAACGUGAAGAUACACAUUGGUUGGACACAACGGAAACGAAGUAUGAAAAGAGGUUUAUACGAGAGGUUAAGAAAACUCUUUCGAUUCUCAUGCUCUUUAUGGCAUUACCCAUGUUUUGGGCUCUGUUAGAUCAGAUGGGUUCAAGAUGGACAUUGCAAGCGACUAAAAUGGACGGUCGCCUCGGAUUCAUUACAAUUAAGCCGGACCAAUUGCAAGUUUUCAGUCCGAUUUGCAUUCUUAUUUUUAUACCAUUAUCGCAGAAGUACAUAUAUCCGUUUUUGACGUCACGAUCAUUGCUUACAAAUCCACUUCAUAAGCUGACGUUAGGCGGAGUGUUGGCAGCAUUGGCCUUCGUUCUAUCCGGACUCGUAGAAAUUUAUAUCAAGACAACUUACCCUGUACUGCCCGAACCUGGAUUUUCACAACUCCGUAUAUAUAAUGGCAACCCUUGUUCAAUAUCAAUUCAAAAUGACCAGCAAAAUAUUAUGUACACUAUUCCAUCUCUUUCGCAUUUCACAAAUAAACAAAUGAAUGUGAAAAAUACGACGGAGGUUCGAUUCAGAUUUGACGGGAGUUGCAUCGAAACCAAAGAUGAAAUAUUUUCUUUGGAAGACAAUAUGGCUAUAUCGUUUUUUAUAUCUGGCAAUAAUAUUGAAAGGUUUAAAGAGAAUGUAGAUAAAAGCAAAUCGGGCUUGCCAAUUGUAAGAUUCUUAUUGUCGGAUAACGUCCAACCAAAGAACAUCACGCUUUUUAAUGAGAAACGUAAUGAAGUUGAGAUCUUAUUGGGGCCUGGUGUGGGCACACAGACGGAAGUGUUCAAUGCUGAAUAUUCUAUACGAGUUGGUGAUACUAUAGUUUCAAGUGGCAUCGAGCUAAAUAACGGCGGAGUUUACAAUUUGAUUAUGGACAAAGUCGGUGAUAAAUACGAAACAAACGUGAUAACAAUAACGCAACCCAACUCAAUAACAAUGGCGUGGUUAUUACCCCAGUUCCUCAUAAUAUCUGUAGCCGAGGUUUUGUUUGCGGUGACGGGUAACGAGUUCGCGUUCAAAGAGUCUCCUGAGAGUAUGAAAGCUGUGAUGUCGGCUGCCUGGCUGCUGACAGAGGCUGCGGGGAACGUCAUUAUCAUUAUUGUUACAAGGGUUUUUACUAAUUACAAACAGGAAACUCAAUCUUUUAUAUACACCGGUUUGAUGUGUAUAUCUAUACUGUUAUUCCACGUCAUGUCGAGUGGCUACAAGUUUGGUCCGUUAGAGGAGCAAGUCGGGAAGAAGGAACGAAGUAACAGCGAAGUGAAGUAUCAUCAAGUGAAAGAGGCCGAAGAAUGUUUUUAUCGUUAAACUAAUAGCGGUCUACCGUUAACAGAAUGUGAUAACUACAUAUGUUUGGCAUAAAUAUAUUUUUAUAAUUCACAAAAUCUAUUUUCCGCUACGCAAACUCUAAAUGACAUAAAUUGGAAAAAGGACGUCGCUUCGGCCAGACGAAUUUAUUUUAAUUAAACUCGCCUAAAUGACACGAAAAAUACUUUUGAUGUAAUUGUGUGAAACGAACUGCGAGAGAAAUAGUGGUGAUUAGUUUAGAGAUUAUCUUAAACUAUUAAUUAAAUGUUUACAUUGAAUUAAGGAGCAUUACGCGAACUUUGCUUAAAUAGAGUUAGAAUGACAAGUCUUCCGAGGUAUAAAAUAGUGUUAACUGGAGCUCGUUAACGAAAUAGUUAUACAAACUGAUUUUAUAUAAUACAAUAUUUAUAUGGUAUAUUAAAAUAUUAUUCUCAUUGGACUUAAGAAAAUAAAAAUAGAUAUAUUCUUAUUUUUUCUUUCCAGCGGAUUAGAUAAUUAAUUUGAUUUUUUGUUUCGCUCACGUCCUGGUGGGGCAUUUUUCUUAUAGUUUUUAAUUAAUUUUCGGUCUUUUGAAUACUUAUGAUUUUUAAUCGAUAUAUAUAAUCACGAUUUCAUGAUUAUUUUUCGUAGAAAUAUAUAUCAUAGAUAUUAUUUAUACAUACAAAUACAUGAAUACUCUCGAAUAAAAUUUAUUUAGUAAGGUGAUAUAUGUAUUGCACACAGAACACCUGAUAAAGACACCUCUUUGAGGUUCAUUUUCCGGUAAGCGAUCGUAAAUUGGACGGAAUGAUUCGAGAUCUUGAAAUUCCUUUUAAAAAUGUUGGAAUACUUUCUCCAAGUGGCAGGCUAUUUGUCAAUGACAAUUGCUCCACGAGAUUUAAUUCUGUUUUAUAAUCAAUUUAAACGAAUUCUCUUAUUUGAUAUUUCACAAGCAUUUCUAGGACUUAAUUUUGAAUAUAAUAUAUAUUUUUGCUUAUAUAUUGCUUGUUACGUAAAGAAUAAUGAGAAUGAUUGUAAAAUAAGGCAAACUAAAAUUAAUUUAAAUAACCAUUCAAAUAGAUAGUACUUUAAGUAAACAAUUGACAUAAAUUUUUUGAGUGACUUAUUGUAUAUAAAGUUAUUGUCUACUUAAAUUAUAACGUGUUUGAGUUAUAUUAUACUUUGAGUCUUGUACAGCCUGUAAAUGGUUAUUUUUUUUAAUACAAUAGGCCCUUAAGUAAAACAGUGAUUUAAAUACUAGUUUUAAUAUUAUCAUAAAAUAUAUGAUUAUCGACCCUCAGGACUGGUUUCAAAAACUCGAGUUUUCAUCUACCAAGAAGUAUCUAGAAAUUAAAGUUUUGUAAUCAAGGUCCGCAUUUAGCAGUAAUGAUAUAUUACGACUUUAAAUCAUGUAAAUAUUGAGGAAACUACAAACAUAGUCUCGGCCGAAUUCAUCACUAGUAGCUGCGGACUUGUGGGUGUCAUAAGGGUUAAAUGGGAGCGCAUUAUAGUAUGAAAAGUCAUUUCAAAUUGUUUUAGUUAUGCAAAUCGCUAGUCUUCAGGCCUUUGUAAUUUAUAAAAUGCUAUCCUUUUAACCACAACGUCAUUAUCAAGUAUAUAUCAUUGUACGUAUACCUACAGCCAGAUAAAAUUAGAUGUAUUACAAAUGACGUAACUAGUGAGGCUAUAAAUAAAGACUAACGAACUGUAUAGAGGAGUUCCCUUUGAUAUCACCAUAGUGGCUUACAUGAAUUUGAUUAUCUUGCGUAACAGACCAUUCAUCAAUUUACCAAACAUCUAUUUGGUCGAUCAAACAUAACGACACAAUUAUAUAUCGAUAGUUCAACAAAUAUAUUUACUGUAACAAUUAAGACGUGGUUCAAUUAAAGUAAUAGGAUAAAAUGGAUGUGCAUAGUAGUAACAACAUCUCAGAUUUUAUUAAUACACAUAUAAAAUGAAACAAUUUUUUUUAAUCGGGUAUAUUACGAGGAUUGAAUUGAAUUGAUGAAAAUGUGAAUUAUAAUAAUAUAAUCGCAAAGUUUUAUGAUAUUUUUUAAGGAAACGUCAAAUUAUACAUACAUAUAUAGAUAUUUAGCAAGUUAAAUUCCAAUUGUGAUUGCAGUCUAGUAGCUUUCGUUUAAAAUAUAGAAAAAAAAUUGGGUUCAGUUUCAUGUAACCACGAAACAAAUAACUUUUUGUGUUUGAAAUCACUAAGAAUUAAAAUUUUUAACCGAAAAUUUUCAUAAAAUUAUUUGUCGUUGGUAGAUGUAAUAUUAUUUUUAAUGAGUACAUGUGUCAUCCUACUUAGAUAAUUAUAAUGCUGUUCUGAUAGGUGUUUAUCGAGGGAGAGCUGUAAAUAUAAACUGGAUAAAAAUUCACAACAAAAAUUAAAACUUUUUUACUGACCUUAUUAACAUUCGAAAUGGAAUUAUAAAAUUAACUUACAGUAGACGAUUUAAUGUUGGGCUAAAC
This is a messenger RNA of Danaus plexippus (monarch butterfly), 4548 nucleotides long. Its product is annotated as peptide transporter family 1-like. Gene Ontology annotation, molecular function: dipeptide transmembrane transporter activity. The record is from RefSeq and is a predicted model, not a curated record. Bases 13 to 2097 code for a protein of 694 amino acids. NCBI's taxonomy places the organism in Eukaryota, Metazoa, Arthropoda, Insecta, Lepidoptera, Nymphalidae. Gene Ontology annotation, cellular component: membrane. The transcript has 14 exons. Gene Ontology annotation, biological process: transmembrane transport.